Brachypodium distachyon (stiff brome) is the source of this 1226-nucleotide messenger RNA. Its product is annotated as epoxide hydrolase A. Lineage: Eukaryota; Viridiplantae; Streptophyta; Magnoliopsida; Poales; Poaceae. The record is from RefSeq and is a predicted model, not a curated record. Bases 123 to 1109 code for a protein of 328 amino acids. Gene Ontology annotation, molecular function: hydrolase activity. The transcript has 3 exons.
UCACUGAUCGAUGCCUUAAGUUAAUAUAAAUAAGCACAUAAACGUACUCGUACUCGAUCGAUCAUGCGCGCGCGCGCGCGCGCACACACACACAAUUAGCUCUAGCUAGCUAGGCAAUUAAGAUGGCGGCAGCGGAAAUGGCAUUGGACGGUGUGACCCACCGGACGUUGGACGUGAACGGCAUCAAGAUCCACGUGGCCGAGGCCGGCGACGGCACGGCAGGCUCCAUCCUCUUCCUGCACGGCUUCUUGCAGAUCUGGUGCUCAUGGCACCACCAGCUGCUGUCCCUGUCGCGGCGUGGCUACCGCUGCCUUGCCCCCGACCUUCGCGGCUACGGCGACUCCUCCAGGCCGGCGUCCCCUUCGUCCUACACCGCCUUCCACCUCCUAGGUGACAUGGUCGGCCUCCUGGACGCGCUCUCGCUCCCGCAGGUGUUCGUGGUGGGUCAAGGCUGGGGCGCCCUGCUGGCGUGGCAGAUGUGCACGUUCCGGCCUGAGCGGGUGCGCGCUCUGGUGAACAUGAGCGUGGCCUUGAUGCCGCGCAACCCCGGCGUGAGGCCGAUGGAGGCGUUCCGGCGGAUGUACGGCGACGGCUACUACCUCGUCCGGAUGCAGGAGCCGGGAACCAUGGAGGCCGAGUGGGCAAGGAUGGAAACCAAGUUCAUCAUCAAGAAGCUCCUGACGACACUCGACACGGGAGCGACGUCCUUCUCCAAAGAGUGGUUUGGAGUCGACGCGGAGGACCCCGCGCUGCCUCCGUGGCUCUCGGAGGAGUAUGUUGCUCACGUCGCCGCCAAGUUUGACGAGACGGGAUUCUCCGGCGCCAUGAACUCCAGCCGCUGCCUCGACCUCCGGACGUGGAGGAACUGGGAGCUGACGGCGCCUUGGACGGGUGCCAAGGUGAUGGUGCCCACAAAGUUCAUGGUGGGGGAGAUUGCAAUGAGCUGCAAGUCCAAGAUGGUGCACAAGUACGUGCUCCAGGGCGGCCUCAAGGGCGACGUGCCGCAGCUGGAGGAGGUAGUGGUCAUCCCCGGCGGCGCACACUACAUACACUUGCAGAAGGCCGAGGAGGUCAACCAACACAUCUACGAUUUCUUCCAAAAGUUCUAGAAACCGCACUCUUUCUUUCUUCUUUCUCUCUUUCUUUCUUUCUUUCUCCUCGCUCUCGACCUUCUUUUACAUGGACAGGCCAUAUUGCAUAAAAUAAGAGCGGCACAGUUUGAUCGA